Messenger RNA from Arthroderma uncinatum, 609 nucleotides. Its product is annotated as transporter SEC22. NCBI's taxonomy places the organism in Eukaryota, Fungi, Ascomycota, Eurotiomycetes, Onygenales, Arthrodermataceae. Gene Ontology annotation, biological process: retrograde vesicle-mediated transport, Golgi to endoplasmic reticulum; vesicle fusion with Golgi apparatus; endoplasmic reticulum to Golgi vesicle-mediated transport. The coding region runs from base 1 to 609 and encodes 202 amino acids. Gene Ontology annotation, cellular component: ER to Golgi transport vesicle membrane; endoplasmic reticulum membrane; Golgi membrane. Gene Ontology annotation, molecular function: SNAP receptor activity. The transcript has 4 exons. The record is from RefSeq and is a predicted model, not a curated record.
AUGGUGGGUGUUCCUCUCCGUCUGGACAGGGCCGAGUCAGAGCUCUCAGAGGUCAAAUCGCAGACCAAGGAGAUACUCGCCAGAUUAAAUCGCAGCUCGGAGCAACAAGCCAGUAUAUCUUCAGGGCACUACAGUCUACAUUACAUUAUCCAGGAUGACAUCUGCUUCCUGUGCAUCGCAGACCAGUCGUACCCCCGCAAACUCGCCUUCACAUAUCUCUCAGAUAUCGCGGCAGAGUUCUUCACCACCUAUUCGCCAACACAGUAUCUCUCCUCUAACUUACGGCCAUACGCCUUUGUCGAGUUCGAUUCAUUUAUCCAGCGCACCAAGAAGACGUAUCAAGAUAGCCGGGCGUCGCAGAACAUCGAUAAGCUGAAUGAUGAGCUCAAGGAUGUGACCAAGGUUAUGACGAAGAAUAUAGAAGAUCUCUUAUAUCGGGGUGACAGCUUGGAGCGCAUGGGAGAAAUGUCGGGGAGGCUGCGGGAGGACAGUAAGAAAUACCGGAAGGCGGCUGUUCGAAUAAACUGGGAGUUGCUGCUCAAACAGUAUGGUCCGUUUGCGGGAGUUGGUUUUAUCUUUAUCGUUCUCAUCUGGUGGCGGUUCUUCUAG